AACCCUCAGUAUUCCUCACAUUGAAUAAUUUCAUCAUGUCUAACCCGUCGACGUUCACCCCAGUUUACCAGUCGGGUAGUGGCAUUGGAGGCUUCAACCUACUCUCCCCCGCAGAUAUAUCAUUCGCCUUCGAUUAUGACCACUCGGGCAGGCUUGACCAUAUUGUCCUCUAUCAACCCGGGGCUGGUACUAUCUGGAUUUUGAAGCGCGAUGGCGCUAUAUUCAGCGCAGUAUAUGCGCAAGGUGCGCCGGGCAACGGCAUCGGUGGUUAUGACCUAGCAUCCACUGCAGACCGCGUCUUCGCAUUUGACUAUGACCACAGCGGCAAACUUGAUCACCUCGUCCUUUAUCGUCCCAGCACAGGCAUCGUCUGGAUUUUGAAAAAUGACAAAGGAGUCUUCAGUCCAGUUUUUCAGUCGAACACCGGGAUUGGAGGGUUCAACCUUCUAUCACCUGAUGACAGAGCCCUCGCCUUUGACUAUGAUCAUUCGGGCAAGCUUGAUCAUCUUCUUUUCUAUCAACCCGGUGCUGGAACCGCCUGGAUUUUGAAGAACGUUAAGGGGGUGUUCAGUGCGGUCUAUGCACAAGGUGCACCUGGUAAUGGCAUUGGUGGUUACGAUUUGGGUUCGACUGCCGAUCGCAUCAUUGCAUUCGACUAUGAACACUGCGAAAAACUUGAUCAUCUUGUCCUCUAUCGCCCCAACACCGGCAUCGUAUGGAUUCUGAAAAACGAUAAAGGAACUUUCAGUCCUGUGUAUUCAUCUAACUCUGGGAUUGGAGGAUUCAAUUUGCUAUCACCCAAUGACCAUGCCUUCGCUUUUGACUACAACAAGGAUCACAAGCUUGACCACCUUACCUUCUACCAGCCUGGUGCAGGUACCAUCUGGAUUUUGAAAAACGACAAAGGAGUUUUCAGUCCAGUCUACGCUCAAGGUGCACCGGGUGUGGGUAUUGGCGGAUAUGAUUUGGCUUCCACUGCAGACCGUGUCUAUGCAUAUGAUUAUGGUGAUGCGGAGCCAGGUUCCAAAUCAGGAAAAGAUGAUGGCAAGAAGCAUCACGGGGGAAACGAUCAUCUGGUUCUCUACCGUCCCAACACUGGUAUCAUAUGGAUCUUGAAGAACGACAACCCUCGUGACAAUCGAAAGUAAGGAGUUCAGGGGCAGUGCGCGAUGAGGAGUUGUCGUCUUGUUUUUCCUCAUUAACAACUCGAAUCCAUUCAUCCAUCCAUGGUCACUUUCAUCGCCCCCUCGUCGAUAUCUUCUUGACUUUCUACAUAACCCUUUGAAUAUAGGAAUUAGUGGAGUUGUUUCUUUUAUCUGUACGUGUAUAACUCUUGGUUCUGUGGCUGCUUUACACCUGAAUUUGCUUUGAUGUCUGUAUAUAUCUGUACCGUCCUGAUCUGUUCUUAUAUUAUAUGGAGUUCAACUUUCUGAGCCUGGACAU
Messenger RNA from Serpula lacrymans var. lacrymans S7.9, 1443 nucleotides. RefSeq lists its product as uncharacterized. The record is from RefSeq and is a predicted model, not a curated record. The transcript is spliced from 2 exons. The coding region runs from base 36 to 1148 and encodes 370 amino acids. Lineage: Eukaryota; Fungi; Basidiomycota; Agaricomycetes; Boletales; Serpulaceae.